UGCAACGGCCGACGCCAACGGGGGUGGUUGUGUUGCACGUGGUUUUGCUUUGUACUGUAAUGCAGUUGUUAUGAAUAAAAAACUUUAAAUUAGGUUUAAAAAGUGUCCGAUUUAUAAUAACUGAUAAACGUUACAGCGCCAGCGUUUUAUGUUUUGACACAGUCGUCCAUUGCGUCGACGAAGAACACAGAUGCCAGUAUCAGUUUUAUGAUAUUAGUGUACCUGUGAGCCAUGGAGAUGUCGCACCAAGGUGGGGCGGAGGGCGAGAGCCUCCUGAGGCAGGAGAGGGGAGCCGUCGUCAUGCCUGGGCAGAGACAAGGACGUUGGGAUGCGGCGGACGAGAAGGCGCCAUUCCUUCGCAACGAGCCGGUGAAACUGACGCCGGCUUGGGAAGGCAACAACCUGCCAAAUGACACGCUUAACUUGAAAGGUAUCGCAAUGGACUUAGCAGCUCCUAGAGACAGAUGGCACAUAAUAUUCCUGACAUUGAUGCUGCAUGGCCUCGGUACCCUCACCGCGUGGAACAUGUUCAUCACGGCGAAGGAUUACUUCGUGAAGUACAAGCUGGCCAGCGCUCCCGCCUACUCGGAACACUACCUCGCUUACGUGGGGUGGGCCAGCCAGAUCCCAAACCUUGUCUUCAGCUGGGUCAACGUCUUUUUGACGUCCAAAGGCAACCUUACAGUCCGUAUUGUAUGGUCUUUGAUCAUGGAGGUACUGAUCUUCGUAUUUACGAUCAUCCUCGCCAUGUUGGACACGUCAAACUGGCCCGGCACCUUCUUCUGGCUCACGAUGAUAUCUGUAUUCCUACUUAAUGGAUUCAACGCGGUCUUCCAGAACUCGGUUUACGGUGUAGCGGCCCGGCUACCCCCAAGUUACACUGGCGCCGUGGUACUAGGUAGCAACAUUUGCGGAACCCUAAUUGUGUUCCUAAAUUGGUGCUCGGUGUUCUUCGACAACCCGCGUACCGCUGCUAUCUACUAUUUCAUCGGGGGAAUGUUCGUGCUCCUUAUUUGUAUUGACACGUACUUCGCAUUGCCUUUGAAUAAAUUCUACCGCUACCACGAGUCAUUGCAGCAGCAGAUGGUAGCCGACCGCGAGGACAAUAAGAACGCCAACACACCGCACGUGUCUCGCUUGAAGAUCUGCGGCCAAGCGUUCGUGCAGUUGUACAACGUGUUCAUCGUAUUCUUUGUCACCCUCUCCGUCUUCCCUUCUGUUAUAUCAGAUAUCUCACCUAACGUUGAAGGGUUUUUGGGUGAUAAUUUCGUCCGAAUGACUUGCUUCUUGACAUUCAACCUCACAGCUACAAUCGGUAACAUCACUGCAAGCACAUGGCAAUUCCCUAGCCCCCGUUGGCUGGUAGUAUUCACAACUCUCCGUAUACUGUUCAUCCCGUUCUUCCUGAUGUGUAACUACAAGCCAGCUGACCGAACCUUCCCAGUCUUCAUCACCAAUGAUUGGGUCUUCUGGGUAGCUUCUGCUUUACUCGGAUGGAGCUCUGGACAUGGAAGCUCGCUUGCCAUGAUGUAUAUUGGAGGCACGGUGGCUCCAGAAAACGCAGGUACAGCGGGUAUGAUCGGCGCGGCCGUCCUAGUGACGGGAUUGGUAAGCGGCAUUACGUUCACUCGGCUCUGCCCUAUUAUCGUCACGGCCGACCUUUGGCGCACCGCCUAGCGAUCACUACACUACGUCUCUACGGCGUGGAACAUAUUUACUAGAAGACUAGGACAGUAAUGACGUCACAAUAAUGACGUCUUACAAGUGAAGUGUUGUUCAGGAAAGUGAUCAUGCAAUCAAGACAAAGUUGGACAAAAGUGAUAUAAGGAUUGUGACGUUCAACAAAAUGUGUUCUAUAGCUAUAUAUUAUAUGCAAUUUAUAUUAUUUGUUGACAAUGUAUACAGUUUGCCAAAAACUAAUAGUUUUAUCUGAUUUCUUAUUCAUUUUGUGUGUGACUUCUAUUUAUUUGUUCAAUCUUAUAUUUGUACCUUGCCAUGUCAUUCCUACACGGUCCUGUUGUUAAGAAGCAUUUACUAUUAUCAUCAGUCUAAGUAUAAUGUUAGCAACUUAAGUUGAAACCAAAUAUUUGUCUCGAAGUACCUUUUCUGUACUAAAUAUCUCAUGAUUAUUCUUUCAUUUGGUGCUUAACAUAUAAGAAAUGUUUUGUCCUAUAUUAGCAGUUGACACACAAAAGUUAUGUAGCUUGAUUUAAGGGCUAAAAUGGUAUUAAAUAUAAUCCUAUAGACAUAAGACUGUUUGAAGAUAUUAGUUCUGCCACGAGGCUAUAAAAAGUCAAAAUGCUACUAUUAGCUUUGACUUGAGACAUCAUAGAAAUAUUAAGGAAUUGGACGAUAGUAAGAAAAUAAAAAACAACAACAAAUUUAGUAGAGAAUGGACAUUGUGUUUUCUUUGACAUGAA
Messenger RNA from Spodoptera exigua (beet armyworm), 2420 nucleotides. The record is from the annotation of a GenBank genome assembly. Lineage: Eukaryota; Metazoa; Arthropoda; Insecta; Lepidoptera; Noctuidae.